This is a messenger RNA of Mercurialis annua (annual mercury), 2771 nucleotides long. RefSeq lists its product as uncharacterized. The coding region runs from base 1 to 2628 and encodes 875 amino acids. The record is from RefSeq and is a predicted model, not a curated record. The transcript is spliced from 8 exons. NCBI's taxonomy places the organism in Eukaryota, Viridiplantae, Streptophyta, Magnoliopsida, Malpighiales, Euphorbiaceae. Gene Ontology annotation, molecular function: zinc ion binding.
AUGACGGGCAACGAUUAUAACUCGUCGGGGGGACGUCCCGGAGAGACAUCCCUCCACAAAAAGGGACGUGGAGCGACUUCCCAUAUUCCCCCCUUUGCCGAACAUGGGUUUGAUACUGAUGUUGUAGCAAUUAGUUGGGCUAAGAAUAUUGCUAUAGGGACUGAGUUUGAGUUAGUCAUUUCGUCUCAUAAGAACGGGAGAAAACGAAAGCUUUUGAGAUGUACUCGGGGUGAACGUUACAAAGGUUCGGACGCCAAUUAUGGAGUAUUAAGAAAGACUUUCUUUCCAAACAAACAUCAAACACAAUCUUCAUCUUCAACCUCAAUCAAAUCUGCCAUUGUUAAUGAAUUUAUAAAGAAAAAUUAUACGCAUCUUAACUCCAUUACCGAGCUGAUCUCUGUUCAAUUUUCGUCCAUUGAUAGCUUCGCAGUCAAGAUCAAACAAGAUAUGCAUAGUAUUUUGAUAUUUGUUCACUACAAUGGAGAAUGGAAUCAAAACAUGGAGUAUGUAAAUUUUGAACCAAUGGGAAUAUUGGUUAAAGAAGACAGUGACUACAACAGUUUAUUGGAAAUUCUGUCAAAGCAACUCAAUAUCAACCUUAUGUCAACUUCCCUGGAAAUUAAGUAUCAAGUCAAAAACAAUUAUCCACCAAUGAAAAUAACAGACAAUGGAAAUUUGUCAUUCUACUUGGAGCUGAAAAAGAAUGCAACAGAUUGCAUGAUGUACCCGUUAUGCAUUUCAUUCAUAUCGUCUGGAAAUGAAGUGGCAUUCUUUGACUCAACUUUCAAUGUAUCAAAUGCGGAUGUGCAGUCAGGACAACAAUCAGCAAAUGCAUCAAGAUCAACAUAUGAGGUAGGCUCAACAAGUGAAAAAAGGAAAGAACAGAUGUCCGAUGUGAUAAACUAUGCUAGAUUUUUGAACAAUGAGUUCACACAUGAUGAAGAUGAAGUGGAAAGUAACUUCAAAGAUGAUAAUUUAAUAACAGACACAAAACAUAGAGAAAUCAAAGAAGGACAGUCAUACAAGAACAAAGAUGUUUUGAAAUCAGUUUUGAGCUCUUAUGCAAUCAACAACCAUUUUCAAUACAAGGUACGGAGAUCAUGUGAAAGGCAAUAUUUCUUGAGUUGUUUGGAUACAAAUUGCACAUGGAAACUUAAUGCUUCAAGAAAAGGAACAUCACAGAUUUUUAUCAUUCGAAAACUUAUUAUUAACCACAAUUGCUCAAUGGUUGUGAGAACUAGUGAUCUAAGGCAGGCAACAUCGAGUGUAAUUGGUGAAUACAUUAAAUCCAAGUACACCAACCUCAAAACUGUAUACAAACCGGCUGAUAUUUUGAGAGACAUGAGAGAUGAUCAUGGAAUAAAAAUGAGCUACUCUAAAGCCUACAGAUCGAAAGUAGUAGCUCAAGAAAUGGUAAGAGGAAAACCUUAUGACUCUUUUUCAUUAAUACCAAGCUACUUGUACAUGCUAGUGGUUGCAAAUCCGGGAUGGGAGUUCUGCAUUCCGGUAAUUGCUGUUGAUGGCACUUUCCUUACUUCAGCCUAUGGAGGUAUGCUUUUAACAGCAUGUGCACAAGAUGGAAAUGGUAAGAUAUUUCCUCUAGCUUUUUCAGUAGUGGAUUCUGAAAACGAUGACUCCUGGGAGUGGUUUAUGAGGAGAAUUAGAGAUGCAUUUAAGAUGCGAAGUGACAUGUGUAUAGUCUCUGAUCGACAUGAAAGCAUAAAAAAUGCAGCCAUUGCAGUUUUUCCAGAAGCUUCCCAUGUAUUGUGCACAUUUCAUUUAUUCAACAAUGUUAAAAGAAACUUCAAGAAGUCAUCAAAACCACUACGAGAAGCAUUUUAUGGGGCAGCAAAAGCCUACACAACUGAGGCAUUUGACUACUACAUGAAGCAACUUGACGGUAUGUGCAGAGGCUUAAAGACUUACCUAGAAGCUGUUAAGUAUAAAAAAUGGGCACGAGCACAUUGCGAAAAUAACAGGCACAAAGUCAUGACAACUAAUAUUGCGGAAUCAAUGAAUUCAAGAAUAAAGGCAGGUAAGGAUCUCCCAAUCACUACACUACUUGAGUACCUACGAAAAAUGGUGCAAGAAUGGAGCUACGCGAAUAGGCAUUUGGCACGAUCAACUUUCACAAACCUAUCAAAAAGAGCAGAAGAUAUAUUGAAUGACAAUUACAUUCAGUCAUUGAAAUUAGUGGUUUCAAAUUCAAAUGACAAUGUGAAGACAGUCUAUGAUCAUAAAACAAAGUUCAUUGUCGACCUUAAAGAAAGAACGUGCACAUGUAGGAGAUUCGACAUUGAUGAAAUUCCUUGCCCACAUGCAAUGGCAAUACUCAAAGAAUUCAAUCAAGAUCCUUACAAAUUUUGUUCGCAUUAUUUCACAAAAGAAACAAUACUGAAGACAUAUGAAGAAACAGUAUAUCCAGUGGUAGAUGAAAGUUUGUGGAAUGUCCCAGAAGAAGUGGCACAAAAGAUUGUUAAUACACCACAAGGAAGAACAAAGUCGGGAAGGCCUAGGAAGAAAAGAAUUAGAUCUGCCGAGGAAACUACAAAUCAUAACAAGUGCAGCAGAUGUGAAAAAAAAGGACACAAUGUGAAGACAUGCAGGAAUAUGCCUAAGAAAAAAUGAUCCAAUUUAUUAAAGUUCACUUCAGGUUGAUAUAAGGUUGUUUUGAGGUUCAAAUACAUUUCAAUUAAAAAGACAUAUUGAAGUUUUAAAGUAAUAUAAAUUUCAAUUUCUUUAUAUAUAAAAUGUCCUAUAUAUUAAUGCAA